AUGGAUUUUCUCGAGGGUCUUUCCGGCUCCUUCCUCCAUCUUAUUCUUUGUCGCGACCAUAGACCCCAACGUCCUCUUAACAUUGAGGACAGACCUGACAUCCACCUCCCUCCCACCUAUCUCGAAAACGCAAUCGCUACGCUCAACUCCAGGGGCGACUUCACCCACGAGGCGUGGCAGAAAUGUCAGACAAAGCUGGAGGAGCUGAGAGACGAACAAGCUGAGCCGGGUGUAUUCCCCGUGCUUGAUGCGGUCGAAAACGCCUUCCGAGAGGUGGUCGUCGACUUGAAGGACGUUUCUGAGUUGAAGAAUGACGCCGAGCAAGACAUCAGCGUUCUCCUUCGCCCGGAGCUCGACGUACGAGGUUAG
Molecule: messenger RNA, 369 nt
Organism: Fusarium odoratissimum NRRL 54006
Lineage: Eukaryota; Fungi; Ascomycota; Sordariomycetes; Hypocreales; Nectriaceae
Exons: 1
Coding region: 1-369 (122 amino acids)
Source: RefSeq, a predicted model, not a curated record